AUGUCUGCCAAAGUCACUGCAGGUUUAUGUAUCCUUUGGCAAUGUUUCCAUCUAUCAAGAUCUAGUAUUGGACACAUGAAGUAUUUAAACUUGAAAGCGAUAAAUUGGGGUCUACCUCUUGCUGGACACAAAUUUAAUGUAACACCAAUAGCUACGAGCAGAGUGACAAAUCAUAUCAAGUGUAUGGUUCACUGCGCAGAAACUGAGGGAUGUGUUGCUAUAAAUCUUGGUCCCGCACAAGCCGGAGAGCACGAGUGUGAAAUGUUGGAAACAACACGAUAUUCAAUAUUUAAUGCAAAAUUCACUGCGAAAGCUGGCUGGAAAUACGUUGGACCUAAGGUAAUGAUAAUCUCACUGUUAACAGAUCGAACAAUCUGCAGUAUUUGUUUUAUAGAAUAGUAAUUCCCCUUAUAAUGGACGCUAGAACUCAGAAAUUUAUUAAAUUUAUAUUUACUAGACAAAAUGUGACGUUAAUCCAUGUCGUAAAGGAUUUUGGUGCAUUGCCCAAGAAUAUGAAACUGGUUACACAUGCUUAGAUCCCGUUGGAGGUGAAGUAAUAAAUACUAAUAGUAAUAAUAGUAACGUUUCAAUUGGCAAAUAAAAUAAACGGGCCAGUUUCAACAGCUAUCCAAAGUGACCAAAUAAGUAUAUUUUUCAAGAUCAAAUUGAGAUUCAUAUAUACACCAUUAUACUAAUUGAUUUUUCCUCAAUUCCUCAACUUUUAUGAGACACUGUCACAGAUGUAAACAAAUUAAAUUCCUUUUGAACUCUGUUAAUUUGUUCAAUGCAAGGUUUACAUGUAACAUGUCACAGCGGCAAUAUAGUUAGUACUGCAGUGCCGUAGCAAGCUCGAUAAUUGGGGGGGGGCUCAUAUUCAUAUAUUCGUGUUCUGCGUUAUUAAUUUCUUUUGAAAUCGAUUGUGUUUAUGGUCUGUGAACACGAAUAUAUGAAUAUGAGCCCCCCCCCCAAUUAUCGAGCUUGCUACGGCACUGAGUAGUAUGGCAUUGGCAACAGACAUUCCUUCAACUAAACUCUAGAUCAUGACAAUUUCUGACGCCAGCAAGUAGUUCAUUUAAAUUAACCUCUCACCAAUAACCCAAAGCAAAUUAAACGUAGCCUGAUUAUUAUGAGCAAGACACACAACUCGCUACUUUGAAAAUCAUGUAUAUUCAUCAUAAUGUAAUGCCUAUUCAGUGGCGUAGCCAACAGGAUGUGGGAGAGGUGACGGGGGAGGGCGGAGACUCGCAAAUUAAUUACUAGCCUCACAAAAUCAAUUUCUUGUGGUGCCACUGGGCCUAUAUUGAUCAUAUUUGCGUACUAUUUACAACAUCUGCUGAAUUUUGAUGUUUCCGUGUGAGCGGUGUGACCGUGUGGUCAAAUUCAUAAAAGUCCUUAUCUUCAUUAAUAAAUCAAUAAUGCUGUGCCUUAACGUAUAUGUAAAUAUUUUAAGCAGGUAGGAAACCGCAACCGCAAAAAAUGUUUACGUGAACCAAUUUUGGUAAAACUUCGUCAGUCAGGGGAUAAACAGUCAUUUAUCUCUAAUCUAGACUUUAAUUUUUAAAAAAUCGAUCUUUAAAUCAGUUUCUAAGGCGCGUGUUUACAUCACAAUUACAGGAACUAUCUCCACCAGAUUUUUGCGUUGUUCACUAAUUGGCUGGCUAGUUUAUUUAACCCAUGGACAAGCCUGUCACAAAUUUGGAAAAAUCCUUGGUUCGUAUAUAGUGUGAACACAGCUUAACUGGUACGACAUCGCGCGAGCUGUAGCGUUUCCCCUUGUUUCCUGGUAUUCAGAUUUUAUUUACUGCAUUGUCCAUUUACUACAUACAAGUAGAAAGCGGAAUUGUGGUCGCGUUUAGUUAAAACAGCCAUUUGCCGGAACUGCAGCCUUUGCUUCAUACUUACAUCGUUUUCUGUUCCAUGCAGAACCUUGUACUCCAUUAAGCAUGGAAAGUGGGAAAAUAUUGGACGGUGCCAUUACAGCUUCGACGUCUUAUAACAGUGCACUUGGUCCUGCCAAUGCCAGACUUAAUGUAAAUCGUGGUUGGUGCGCGUGGACAACAACAAAUGCAGGACAACAGAGCGGAUGGAUACAGGUUGAUUUAGGUGAAAUCAUCUGGGUGACAGGCGUGGCCACCCAAGGACGUUGCGUUUCGCCACAAUGGGUAAAAUCUUACAAAGUAUCAUACAGUACUGAUGGUCAAAACUGGAAAUUUUACGACGAAUCUGGCAGCACUAAGGUUAGCUUAACCUUCUUUUUUUCGAAGAUUUAAAUAAUAUCUAAUGAAGAGCUUUUGAAGCUUUUCGUCCUUUAUUGCGUUUUGUACAGUCGAAGUGGAAGAGAUAACAUCAACCUGACCGUGUUGAAGGCUUGCUAGCUAUGGGGCCUUUGGCUAUCGACAUGUGACCCUAGCUUGCUCAUAAAAUGCGGCCAGUCAGGCUGGUCAAAUAUAGCUAAUUUUCUCCCACUCGUGCGGGCUCAUAUGGUCAGUGGAUAUAUCUUACACAAAACAUAUGCAAAACGCAAAGCUUUCAAUUUUUCAUUGGAAGUCCGGUGGGAAAUGAGGUUGCUAUACUGGGAGAAGAUUUCCGAAUAUCAUCAACGUGGUAAAAGUGCUAGUAAGGAGGAAAUCAGGGGAUCCAAACAAUAACCUUUGACUGCACAGGAAUCAUAUUUUGUUUUUACCAUGUUUCCGUUUCGACAAUUGGUGGGGGAAAUCCGUGGCACCGGCUGGUCACGUGAUCCCAAGCUACCAGAUUUUGUGGGUGACUAUAUAUAAACUAUCAUACACUGUACUUUUAGUUUUUAAUUUCAAAAUACUGGCGGUACAAAUAAUAGAUAAUUUUACGCUAGAUCGAUAGUCUAAUGAACCCAUCCAGCACUUUUUCUUUGACAAGUAAAAUCAGCCGGCGUAAGACAGAGUAAAAUAAUAAAGUAGGGCGCAAUGCAACUUAACGGUUACACUGGCUUUGUUCAAUUAUAUUAUAUUGUGAGCAAUUGAUCUGCAGAGCUGAAAUACCUAAAUGUGAUUUAACAUCAUAACAUAAAACAACCUCGUACCCAGGCUCUUUCCACUACGUGCCUCGCUGGAGGAAAGACUCUGGUCCAGGCUGGUCACGUGUCUCCCAGAUUUUGGGAAAAAACAAAAUUUUUACAUAAGAGUGGGGGGGGGGGCUAAGUUUGUUUUACCGAUCUAGUUGCUGAUAUCGAUUCUAUAAAGUUCAGAAUGUGUGUAUUUUAACAAAUUCAUGUAAUUUUAAUGAAUAGCAAGAGCUUGUGUUGCAAAAUCAAUUUGUGAGAUGUCUUUGUAUAUGUAUUCUUUGUGCAUAUGCAUUUGCGACAUCGCUACGCAAGAUCUACAUACUGCUGGGGUCUUUCAGUUCAUAUUUGGAAAACCGCAAAGAAUUACUAUAGGAAAGGAUUAAAUACGUGUAAUAUGCUGAAGGACAAGCAAAGAACAUUUGCCUAGCAGCCAGCAGCGAGUAAAUUUUAAUCAUAAGUGGAACGGCUCGACAACACGACACUACAUGCAUAUAGAGUAACAGUAAGAAAAUAUAUCAUAUAGUGCGCACAUGAGUAUCGAUAGUAUGCAUGUCUAUAGAGUUUUAGUACAUAUUCCAUUUUCUCGUGUUUCAAUAAGACAGUACUCAGGGGAUUAUAUAUAUAUAUAUAUAUAUAUAUAUAUAUAUAUAUAUAUAUAUAUAUAUAUAUAUAUAUAUAUAAAUAAAUAAAUGAUGCAUCAGAGCUCAUAUAACAACUUCAACUAUUUAAACUGUCCAUAACCUAAUUAUAAUAAUUCGCUUGAUUAACUCUAUUGUUCAAACAAAGUCUUUUAAAUUCAACCCAUGCGGUUCAAACGAAUUCAGUUUAUAAGCCCAAAACCUUCUCUUUGUAUGGCCGGGACAUGCAAUAUUAGUUUUAUCAAUAAUUUUAACUUUCACAUCUUGCAUACCAUUAUGACCUUGAAAAAAAAAUGAGCAUACAAAUGCUCGCCUGCCAUACCCCUUUCACCUCUCCCAUAUCUAUUCAUGCUACUUUUGUGGUUGUUAAAACGUUUCUUAAAACUAGUAAUUGUACUCCCCACAUACUUUUUCGCACAUUUUCUACAAUAAAUCAAAUAAAUCACCCCAGCCGGAUCGCAAUCAAAGUUGUAAUUAAUGUAGUAUUUUACUUUUCCCUCGAGAAGUUCUUUCCCCUCAUCUACAUAAUUACAAAUCACAACGACUCUUAUUACACUUACUCAUCCCAACACUUACCUCCCUAGCCUUUUUAACCUUAGAUCUAACCAAACUAUCUUUUUGGUCUCGUAUAUGGUCUAAUUUUUUGGUCUCUUGUAUGACACAAUCGGCCUACUACCGAAGACACCCCUCAUCCUCUCCCUCAUCCUUUCUUGGCUUCAUGGUAAAGAAUCCCUCAUCCUCUUUUGGCUUCAUGGUAAAGAAUCCCUGUUGGAAUUUUUAAAUUAUAUUAACAAUUAUCAUAAAACAAUUAAAUAUACAUGGGAAUAUUCGGAAAGGGACCCGUCUUAUUUGGAUGUGCGGGUGGAAUUGGAGUCUGGUAAAUUGCAAACGGAUGUGUAUUCAAAACCGACUGAUACACAUCAAUACUUAUAAUUCAAGUCUUGUCAUCCUGCACAUGUGAAGAAGGCAAUCCCCUAUGGUCAGGCGCUAAGAUUAAAACGGAUUUGUAGUUCGGAAAAAGUUUUUCAGGAUAGGCUUAAAGAAAUGGAUAGCCUGCGAACAGGCUCUCAAGCUGAAUUGAGAGCCUGCAUCGGUAGUAUUUGCAUCCAAGUAUUUGACUGAUAUCAGCAACAUUGAAAUAGACGGAGUAAGUUUUACAUCAGCCAUAACUAUUGCAUCUGCCUUAAACUCGUUCUUUGUUAGCAUUGGGGAGAAACUUGCUGAGAAAUUCAAUCCUACAUCCAGUGCCAGAAAUGGUCCAACUCCUUCUGGUUUCACUUUCAGUUUUGAGUCUGUUACCGAGCAGUUUGUCUUAAAUGCGAUCAACCAGUUGAAAGCAAAGAAAUCUUGUGGCCUAGAUAAAAUUAAUGCUCGUUUGGUAAAGGAUGCUGCUGAUGUUAUAACUCCCUCCAUAACAAAAAUAAUUAAUAUUUCAUUAACUACGCCAAAAUUUCCAUCUGCCUGGAAAAACGCGAAAGUGAUACCAGUGUUCAAACAUGGUCCAAAAUCAAAUCCAACAAAUUACCGGCCGAUAAGCAUUCUACCUGUAUUGAGUAAGAUAUUGGAAAGAGCGGUAUACACCCAAUUUAAUUGCUUCCUUAAUAACCACCAUCUUAUCUCACCAAAGCAGUAUGGAUUUAGAUUAAAAUCAUCUACAAUUACAGCAGUAACCAUGUUUACUGACAAAAUCUUACAAUCCAUGGAUAAUGGCAAAGUAACUAGAACAGUCUUCUUAGAUUUCAAAAAGGCAUUUGACACUGUGAAUCAUAACAUCCUGAUCAGCAAGAUACGUGCAUUGGGUGCCGACGAUAAUGCUUGUUUGUGGUUCACUUCUUUCCUCGCCAACAGAACCCAAGUGACCUGUUGUAAUAAUACUAAAUCUGAUCCUGCCUCUAUCUCCAUUGGUGUUGCCCAAGGUCCCCUUUUGUUUAUCGUAUACGUGAACGAUUUGCCAAAAUGCUUAAAGUUUUGUGAUGUAACUCUUUAUGCAGAUGAUACCGUUUUGUCGUUUGCGUCAUCUUCGACUGAUGAAAUUCAAAGGAAAAUGAAUUCCGAUUUAAAUUGCAUCCAUAAUUGGCUUCUGGAUAAUCAACUUACUUUGAAUGUCGAGAAAUCUAAGUUUAUGCUGAUUGGGUGCAGUCGACGACUUUCUAAAAUUAAUUCAAUACCAUAUCAAUCAAUCAAUGACUCGACACUUGCUCAUGUUCAAUCUUUUCUAUACCUUGGCAUUCUUGUAAACCG
Molecule: messenger RNA, 5919 nt
Organism: Paramuricea clavata
Lineage: Eukaryota; Metazoa; Cnidaria; Anthozoa; Malacalcyonacea; Plexauridae
Source: the annotation of a GenBank genome assembly